UGUAAAUGAGGCAGAAUAUUUUUUUUUUAAAAAGAUGUAGGCUUAGGUUUCACAUAGUUUAACUUUAGCUACUCAGAAACGCAACCGAAACUUCAGAGCAAAUAAGGCGAGGCAGAUGACGUACUAGAGCUAGCCAUUAAAUCAUAAUCUGAAAGAGUUAUUGCUCUUUCGGCUCCAUACCUGGACGGUAUUGAUAGUCGCUCUUGGUAUUUUGAGAAGUUUCUUUCAUUUUUUACACGAAUAGGCCUACAAAUUGCUUGUUGAAUAUGCAGCGGUUUGAACAUUCAUUGAGAAGGACUGGACAGGGUCGAGGAAGAUACAAUCAUGGAGGAAGAGGAAGGACCGGACGAGGUCGAAGAGACCGUCCCUAUCAUGGAGGAAGAGGAAGGACCGGAUGGGGUCGAAGAGACCGCCCCUAUGAUCAUGGAGGAAAAAGAGGUGAUCAGAUGAAGCCCUUACUGGAUAUGAUUAUCUCAGAUCUGCAUCCACACACCAUAGUUGAGGAGCCGGGUUUCUUACGUUUCUUUGAGUCUAUCAGUCAAAGUCCACCAACAUCUCCUGCUAUGCUCUCAGAACUUCAAAGUUUGAUUUCUCAAAUGAAACGUAUUGUGCAAGAAAGAUUAGAAAGGGAAGAUAAUGUUGCAUUGUCAUCUGAAGUGUGGAAUACCACAACAAAUAAAACCUAUAUGACAACUACCUGUCACCUGAUCGAUGACACAUGGACUCGGCAGGCUUAUGUUUUGGAAACCAAAUCUUUACCUGAAGAAUAUAAAGCCAGUCAUGUUGUUGGACAACUUCGGAAAAUAGCAGACACAUGGAGACUUGGAAACAAGAUUAAAGUGGUGGUGACAAAUGUAGAUGGGAUGAAGAAAGACAUCAAAAAGGCAGGAUGGGAUCUCAUUCCCUGUUUCGCCAACACACUGGAUGUGGUCUUCAAGGAGACACUUGAGGCAUCUUCUGACUGGAAAGAAGUGGUGCAAAGAUGCUAUGAAAUAUCAGAGUAUUUUUCUCAUGCAGAAGCACAAGGUCAACUCAAGAGAGCACAAAUAAAAAUGGGGUUCAAACAACAUAAUCUGGUGGAGUCCAAGGGUGAUCAAUGGCUUUCUACGCUGAACAUGCUAGUAAGAAUCUCAGAGCAGCAUCAAGCUGUACGUGAAGUGCUUCUUGAAUUUAAAUGUGACUUGUUGUUAAGUGAGCAUGAGCUUAAAAACAUAAUGAAAACAACAUCAUGCCUCGAAGCAUUCAAGCACGUCACAUCACCAGCAGAGCGAUACUACUCACUGUCAAACAUCAUACCACAGGUGGAGAGCAUUAAGAAGAAACUCCUGGACUUGCAACGUGGAGGGAAUGAGUUUGCGAAGGAAUUAGCACAACAUUUGAAUCAUCACUUCAGUAAAGCCAAAGAAAAUGAUUGGCUGACACUGAGCGCCACACUUGAUCCGAGACACCGAGACAUCGCUCUCUCUGAGAAGGGUGCUUCUGCACGCAUUCAGAAAACGAUCAUUGCUGAGAUGAAACACCUGGCUGAAGAGAGGAGCUUUAUACAGCCAGACAGUUUACAUAAAGAUUUGAGGAGAUACUUGGAAAAGAAAAGGUUGCCGAUCGAUUGGGAUCCUCUUGCAUUCUGGAAUUUCCAAAAAGGCGAAGACUGGAAUCUGAGUGAAGUUGCACGCAAAUACCUGGCGGUUGUGUUGACCGCGGGACCGGCUGACAUUGCCUUUGACACGGAGAAAGCCAGACUCGUGGCCAGUCGAAGAAGUAACCUGGAUCCGGAACAUCUGAACAUGAUGCUGUUUCUAAACGGCAACCGCUUCCUUCUCUCUUAACUCUGUUUAAAUGGAGGGCAAAAAAAUCAUAGCCUGUUAGAACAUUUUGGAAACAUUAACUGAUAUGUUGGUAGCAUUAUAAAUAACAACAAAUGGGGUUAAUAAUGCCAAAGCAAGAAUCCCCAGUUUUAAAUGAUUAGUUAGAUUUAGUUUCUAAAGUAAACUACACUGGAGAUGAUGACUGGAAUCAGGAGCAACAUUUUACAUUUUUAAAAGACAUGGGCACCUGAGUAUCAAUAAAAUAAAGGAAUAUAUAUUACAUGAAUUACCUUUUUUCUAUAGAACCCUCUUUCUUAAUUAUUUUAUUUGUUUACUUAUUUAAUAUUAUUAUUUGAUGUUUAAAUAAUAUUUUUUGAAUUACUUGUGAAUUAGGUGUCAUCAUAAAAGUUUGAUAUAAAUAUGUGAAUGUUUAAUUUUUAUUAAUAUAUUGUGUAUUUUUUUGGUUUCCCCCUUUUGUCAUAUGUAAAAGUGUCUAAAUACUUAUUGGUAAAUGUUCUUAUUGGUAAAAGUUUUUUUAUGCAUUGGUGGUGGGUAUUAUAACAAACAUGAAAAAGAAAGGAAAAUAAUGUAGAAGGAAAAAUAAGAAAUAAUAAUUAUGAGGAAAAA
This is a messenger RNA of Pimephales promelas (fathead minnow), 2432 nucleotides long. RefSeq names its product zinc finger BED domain-containing protein 4. The record is from RefSeq and is a predicted model, not a curated record. NCBI's taxonomy places the organism in Eukaryota, Metazoa, Chordata, Actinopteri, Cypriniformes, Leuciscidae. Gene Ontology annotation, molecular function: protein dimerization activity.